UCGGAGUACGCAGAGCAAUAGCCGCGACAUGGCUCCGCGAAGGUGCGCCGUGCUUGCUCUCAGCCUGGUCGCAUUGACUGCUGGUGUCUUUUCCGUGGUAGGCUCCUGCUUUGCUGGAGCCUUGUCACCCCGCCGGUCUCCAGCGUGCCAUGUGAGGAUGGCGGGGCCGGAGGGCACAAAGACCUACGAGCUGUGGGUGGACUUUCGGGCUCAGCGGCUCAAGAAGCCGCAGAGGACCUUGCAGGUCAGCUGCGGCAAGGUGUCGUUGUCACCUGCGGAUGGAGCCGCAUCGUCAUUGCAGGCCCCGCAGGUUAAGGAAGGUUUACUGCAAUUGGCCAGAGGCUUGCGUGAGAAGUUCACCAAAAUCGGCGUGGAGAUGCCAAAGGGAAAGCUGGUGAAUGGGGUCAUCGUGGACAAGAAGUUCGCAAAGGAGGUCCUUGAGGAUUUGCGGGACCUGCAAACGCCAGUGUACACAGCUCGUAAGGAGGUGGAUGGAGAGACGAUGCAUGGCAGCGGCUUUUUCGUUUGCACGGCGGCGGACGGUAAGCCUGUCGCCUGCCUGGCCCCUAAGCAGGUGCGCUUGUCGAGCACGAUGCCCCAUGCUGAAGAAGAUGUGUAUGGCCUGGAGGAGGACUCGUCCAAGGAAGACCGGGAGAAGCAGGAGGCAGAGGAGAUGCAGCGCUACAAAGAAGGCCUGGACGAUCCAAGCAAGUACGUGCUGCCACCGCGAAAGCGCAUGCGGGAGCUCUUUGGCCUUCCGCCAGAGCCGCGCAAGCCGAACAAAGACCGGCUGUUGGCGAAGACGCUGCCGCCGGAUGCUUUGCUCUGGGGACGAGCCUUGAUGGACCGCCAGCGGACAGGACCCGUGGGCUACAAUCUGGUGAUUGAUCGGGACGCCAAGGCGACGCCCAUCUCCAGGCGUUCAUGAGCACCUGGACGAAUUCGGUUGCCUGAUUCACCUCGAGUUCGGCCAAAAAGUUGAAGCGUUUGGUAGGGGCUGGGCGCAAGCAGGCACGAGCCACGAGCAGUUCAGUUCAAUCUUUCGGCUGCACCAUCUUUGGAAGAUGGUGUGCCCGCCCAAAGCUGGCCUUCCGACCCUCGAGCGCCGGCUGGGCAUGGACGACGCCAGAGAGACAGGUAAGAAGGGUGUCGCCCAGUGGCCCAGCAAAGCACAUGGGGCUUUUUAACUUUUUUUUGCAUGACGGAUUUUCCCAGGUCCUGGGGCAGUUGACGCCACGAGUGGCCUUGCUGUUCGAAGGUCGCA
Messenger RNA from Effrenium voratum, 1264 nucleotides. Lineage: Eukaryota; Dinophyceae; Suessiales; Symbiodiniaceae. The record is from the annotation of a GenBank genome assembly.